UCGUUUUUCUGGCCUGGCCACUUGUUAAAAUAUACACACUAAAUAUAACAGCAACAAUUAGAGGCAAAAAAAGUUGUUGAUCAAAUCUCGUUCAUCAUCAUCAUCAUCAACACCAUCAAACACAUCCGUAUUGAGCUUUUCGAUUUAGUCAAAAUUUUUCUACCAGUUUUCGAUUUGAUUUCCUCACACAUUCAUUUUUUGACAUUCAAACGACGUCGUUAAAACUGUUUUUAUUUCACAUUAAUAAUUUCAUCUCAUAUUGAUUUUUUGAUCAAAUUUAAACAUGGCAACGACUACAAGUUAUCUUGGAUUUGCUAAUCUACCGAAUCAAGUGCAAAGAAAAUUCGCUAAAAAAGGUUUUGAAUUUAAUCUAAUGGUUGUUGGUGAAUCGGGUCUUGGAAAAACAACAUUGAUAAAUUCAUUGUUUGGUACGAAUAUUAAUUCAAAUCGAAAGAUACCAACUACACAAGAAUUAUUGGAUCGAACAUUAUCCAUUGAAACUACAUCGAUGGAUAUUGAAGAACGUGGUGUUCGUCUUAAAUUAACUGUUAUUGAUACACCUGGCUAUGGUGAUGCAUUGAAUUGUUCCGGUAAUUAUGAUCCAAUAUUACAAUAUAUUGAUGAACAACAUCGAAAAUAUUUGACCAACGAAUCUGGUUUAAAUCGUCGACAAAUACGUGAUACACGUGUUCAUUGUUGUUUUUUCUUUAUAUCACCGAUUAAUUAUGGCCUAAAGCCAGCUGAUGUUCAUUUUCUUAAAUUAUUACAACAUAAAGUUAAUAUUGUGCCAUUGAUUGCUAAAUCAGAUUUUCUCACACCAAAUGAAACAUUAACAUUGAAAAAACGUAUACUUGAAGAGAUCAAACAACAUAAGAUUGAUAUCUAUACAAUACCGGAUUGUGAUCCUGAUGAUGAUAUUGAAUAUAAGGAACACGUUAGACAAUUACAAAAUUCAAUGCCAUUUGCUGUUUCAUCAUCAGUUGAUAUUAUCGAAGUAAAUGGUGAACGUAUUCGUGGCCGUGAAUAUCCAUGGGGUAUUGUUCGUACUGAAUGUGAUGAUCAUAGUGAUUAUGUUAAAUUACGUUCAAUGUUGGUAUCACAAAUGCAAGAUCUACAUGAAGUGACACAUGAUUUACAUUAUGAAAAUUAUCGAUCCCUACAUUUGGCUAAUUCGGGAUGUGAUAUGAGCCCAAUGUCAAGAAAAUUUAAUUCAAGCGAUGUACGUGAUAAUGUAUCAAUACUUAGUGGUAUGACAAUGGAUGAAACUGAAAAAGAUCGUUUGCUAAUAGAAAAAGAAGCUGAAAUUCGUCGCAUGCAACAAGAAUUGGCAAAAAUUCAAGAUCAAAUUCGUAAACAAUCAUUGCAGCCAUCCGAUCAAAAUGUUGUAAACAAUAUUGUUGCUCAUUCAAAUGGUACCACGACAACAACAACAAAUGGACAUUCAAAUUUAUAAUCAAAAAUUAACUGCCAAUUAUGCUCAUUGGAGAA
This is a messenger RNA of Dermatophagoides pteronyssinus (European house dust mite), 1488 nucleotides long. RefSeq names its product septin-2-like. NCBI's taxonomy places the organism in Eukaryota, Metazoa, Arthropoda, Arachnida, Sarcoptiformes, Pyroglyphidae. Gene Ontology annotation, molecular function: GTP binding. The record is from RefSeq and is a predicted model, not a curated record.